Messenger RNA from Parasteatoda tepidariorum (common house spider), 7667 nucleotides. Its product is annotated as multidrug resistance-associated protein 1. Lineage: Eukaryota; Metazoa; Arthropoda; Arachnida; Araneae; Theridiidae. Gene Ontology annotation, cellular component: membrane. The record is from RefSeq and is a predicted model, not a curated record. Gene Ontology annotation, molecular function: ATP hydrolysis activity; ATP binding; ABC-type transporter activity. Gene Ontology annotation, biological process: transmembrane transport.
AAGACAAUGCUCCUCGGCAACGGUGGUUCUUUAAAACUAGUGAUUCCAUGUAACUUUCACUGUAAAAGUGGUCUGCUAAAAGCAUGCUUUGCGAUCGAUCUAGUUCACCCUUGUUUAAGUUUUCUUCUAAACUCGAAAAUUUUCAUUUUCAUUCUAGAUGCCGGCAAGUGGAAAAGAAUAUUAAUAUUCUUAUUAUGUAUAUGUUCUUGGAUUGUUCGUUAAUUUGUUAUCCGCAAACUUGUUAGACUUACAUAGUAUUUUAAUGAUCAAUUAUGUCUUUGGAAGAAAUUACAAGAAAGUAUUGUGACGAUAAAUUCUGGGAUCUUAAUAAAACAUGGAACAGUGAAGUGCCAGAUUUUUCAACAUGUUUUCAAGAGACUAUAUUUAUUUCAAGUUUCUGUAUUUUCUUCAGUGUUAUAUUUCUUAUUAACAUAUGUCAAUUGAAUAAGCCACCUUCGCGCAAUCCUCUUCCAUGGACAUGGCUUAACAUUACAAAAUUGGUUUCUACUACUUGUUUACUAGUUAUUAGUUGCAUUUCAUUUGGUUUUGUAAUUCACGAGCAGCUUCAGGAUUCAUCUGUCACACUAUCUCUAUUCAUUUCAGCAUUAUCCAAAGUUAUUUUAUUUCUUUUUACUAUUAGCAUAACAUUGAAACAUCGCAUUCAUAGAAUUGCUACGCCAUGGUUAAUGUCGAUUUUCUGGCUCAUCUUUACUUUGUGUUGCAUUGUUCUUCAUCGAUCCAUCAUUUUAAAGUAUCAGUCAUCUGGAAUGGAGUUUCUCAAAGUAACAUUUUACCUGGAUAUGGUGUAUCACCCUCUCAUAUAUUUACAACUUUUCCUAUCAUUGUUUCCAGAUAAGAAAAACUUUGCUUCAUUGCAUGAUAGGUGCAUCAUCGACAACAUCCCAUUUUUGCCAUAUAUAACUUAUUGUUGGUUUAGUAGUUUUAUAUACAAAGCUAAGAAAAAGACUGUAGAAAUCAAUGAUUUUGGAUUUUUGAGUGCCAAGCAGCUUUCAAGAUAUGUUCAGACACUAUUUUCAAGAAAAUGGCAGUUUCACAUAUCUCCAGAGAAGUUAAAGUCUAGGAGUUUAGUUUUGGCGUUGAUAAAAACAUAUUGGCAAUGGCUACUCGUAGCAUUUUUGCUAGAUCUAUCAACAAUCUUUGGUACACUUUUACCUCCUCUCUUACUAGACCGUGUUAUUGACUUUGUAGACCAUGACAAGUUUGCUUGGAGAGGUUACAUGUAUGCUGUGAUAAUGUUUAUUGUAGAUUUUGUGAAUAAAAUUAUUUUAAAUAAUGGAGUAGCAUAUUUUCUGCUAUCUGGUCUUCAAAUGAAAACUGCAUUAAUGACUGGGGUCUAUAGAAAAUGUUUAUUGUUAUCUACUGCAUCACGUAAGAACUUCUCCAGUGGGACAAUAUCUAGUCUGAUGUCAGUUGACAUUGAACGUUUGGUUUAUUUAAUAUGGAACCUAUCAUUUCUUAUCACUUUGCCAUUAAAAUUUGUGUUAACAAUUUAUCUCAUGUGGCAGUAUAUUGGGAUAUCAACUCUUGCUGGUAUUUCUGUGUUGGUCUGUCUAAUACCUUUUAGCUAUUUUGUGUCUCGGAUCAGCACAAAGUUUACUGAUAAGCAAAUGGGCUUAAAAGAUAUUCGGCUUAAAUAUUUAAACGAAAUACUCAGUGGAAUUAAGAUAAUUAAACUUUACGCAUGGGAAAUACCAUUUGGUGCUAAAAUAUCGGAAGCCAGAAAACAAGAAUUGAAGCUUAUAUUUUAUUCGCAGCUUUGCUUUAUUUUUUCCUGCAUUUUUUAUUUCUGUGCACCACUCAUGGUGUUAAUUGUUAGCUUUUCUACUUAUCUACUGGAAGAUAGCUCACAUACUCUCAGCCCAACUCGUGCUUUUGUUUGUUUGACUCUUAUGGAACAACUGAAGGCUGCCAUUUUUAAUCUUCCAGAUGCUGUUGCUGAACUUGUUCAGUGCAAUAUAUCUUUAGGUCGACUGAAGAAUUUUCUUGCAGCUGAAAAUAAGGAUUCCUGGCUUGUGGGGGAUGAUCCUGAUAAUGGAGAUGUUCUUACAAUCAAACAGGCUUCAUUUACUUGGGCAGUUGAUUCUGAUUGUACCCUUAAUGAUAUUGAGUUACAUAUUCCUCAAGGAAAGUUAGUUGCAGUUAUUGGACCUGUUGGAAGUGGAAAAUCCUCUUUGUUAUCUUCCAUACUUGGAGACAUGUAUAAAAAGAGCGGAUCAAUAGAUAUUCAGGGUAGUUUGGCUUAUAUUCCACAAGUUGCCUGGGUUUUAAACAGAUCGCUAAAAGAGAAUAUUUUGAUUGGAAAAUCUCUAAUGGAAGAUAAGUAUAAUAAAGUGCUUGAUGUAUGUUGCUUGAGACAGGAUUUGGAAAUUUUACCUACUGGUGAUAAUACAGAAAUAGGAGAAAAGGGAGUUAACAUCAGCGGAGGUCAAAAACAACGGAUUAGUUUAGCCCGAGCUGUAUAUCAGGAUAAAGAUAUUUAUCUAUUAGAUGAUACUCUCAGCGCUGUUGAUGUGCAUGUUGGCAAAGCAUUAUUUGAAGAUGUUAUUGGAAAUACAGGCUUGCUUAAAGAAAAGACUAGAAUUUUUGUAACUCACGAAUUGUCUGUACUGAAUAAAGUGGACCUCAUAAUCAGCAUGAAAGAUGGACGGAUUGAUGAAAUUGGAACUUAUCAAGAGUUAUUGUCUCAUAAUGGCUCUUUUACUUCUUUCAUUCAAGAACAUUCAAGGCAAGAUCUAGAAAAGAUUGAAAGUCCUUUGACUCCGUUGCUUUUGAACAACAAAUCAUCACAUGAAAAUGGUGCUGCUGGUGAUGUUUUGACUAAUGGCGAUGUUGAAAAGAAUGUGGAAUUUCGAUUAACCGAUGAAGAAAACAUGGAACUGGGAGGAGUGAAUCGGUACAUUUACUGGAAUUACAUAAAGAAACUUGGCUUUUCUCUGUCGUUUUUUGGUCUCCUUGGUUAUAUUCUACAAGUCAUAUUUAAAACUGCUGGGAAUAUAUGGCUUAGUAAAUGGAGUGCUGUCAGUCUCAGCAAUGUGAUACAGAAUUCUACUGACACAAUUUAUUAUUUGGAAAUAUAUGGAUCUUUAGGAAUUGCAGAAGCUUUAUCUGCAUUUAUUGGUAUUUUUGCUUUGGGAAAAGGAACAGUAGUUGCUUCAAGAAUAUAUCAUAAAAAAAUGUUGGAUAGUGUUUUACGGUCUCCUAUGUCAUUCUUUGAUAGUACUCCUAUGGGACGAAUCACUAACAGGUUCAGUUCGGACUUGGAUAUUUUGGAUACCCAGCUAUUUUACAAUAUUGAUGGUUGGGUAUAUUGUUUCUUUGGUACUUUGGCAGCAUUUUAUAUUAUUGGAAAAAAUGAACCCAUAUUUUUGGCUGGAAUUUUGCCCCUUGGAAUAAUUUACUUUACUCUUCAGCAGUGGCAUUUGAAUACUUACCGUCAAUUGAGCAGGUUGUAUUCUACUUCCAAAUCACCAGUUUAUAGCCAACUUCUCGAAUCCAUUGGUGGAAUCACCUCCAUUGAUGCUUUUAGAGUACAAGAAGACUUCAUUUCGACUUUUGAAGAAAAAGUUGACAACCAUAAUCUGUGUGGCUUCAAUAGGAUUAUCUGUAAUAGGUGGCUAACGUUCUUUUUAGAUACCAUGGGCAGUUUGAUAGUGCUUGGAUCUGCAUUAAUUGCAAUUUACAAUAGACAUUCCUUAACUCCUUCAGAAGUUGCUUUAAUGAUUUCAUAUUCUCUUUUAAUAACAGAUUCUCUGAAGUGGCUUGUCAGACUGAAUACAGAGUUAGAAAAUAAGUCUGUGUCGAUUGAACGAGUUGAUGAAUACUGUAAAUUAAAACCAGAGGCACCAUGGGAAUCGCCUAAUGACCAUAGUUGUAACAACUGGCCUGAUUUUGGAAAUGUGAAUUUCGAUAAUUAUUGUACUAAAUAUAGAGAAGAUUUGGAUCUUGUCUUACGAGAUAUUAAUAUUUCUGUGUCUGGGGGUGAAAAGGUUGGCAUCAUUGGACGAACUGGUGCUGGAAAGUCAUCAGUGUCUUUAGCCUUGUUUCGAAUAAUUGAGCCUGUAUCAGGAGCAAUAUCCAUUGAUAAUGUCGAUAUUACUAAAAUUGGAUUACUCACUCUGAGAUCUAAAUUGACAAUUAUUCCUCAGGAUCCAGUUCUAUUUCAAGGAACUUUAAGAUUCAAUUUGGAUCCCCAUAAUGAAUAUAAUGAUGAUGUACUGUGGGAGAGUUUAGAAAGAGCACAUUUGAAAUCUUUCGUGUCAGGCCUUGAUGAAGGUCUGGAGUAUGAGCUUGAUGAAGGAGGGACAAACCUCAGUGCUGGUCAAAGGCAACUGGUUUGUCUGGCAAGAGCUUUAUUGAAGAAUUCAAAGAUAUUAGUAAUGGAUGAAGCUACUGCAUCAGUAGAUAUUGAAACUGACAAUCUUAUACAAAAUACAAUAAGGACUGUCUUUGCCAAUAAAACUGUGAUUACAAUUGCUCAUAGAAUAAAUACAAUUCUUGAUUAUGACAAAAUUAUUGUGAUGGAAAAAGGAUCUGUAAUUGAAGUAGGCAAACCUGAGAAUUUAAUAGUAGAUACAAGUUCAAAAUUUUACAGCAUGUGCAAAGAUGCUAAGUUAAUUUAAGAACGUUUAAACAAUUUUGGAUUUGUUACAGAUUCUAAUUCAGUAUUAUAAAUUUCAUUUGGGUUGUAUUAAUGAAAAUAUAUUUUGUAUGAUUUCUCUAUUGUUGUCACUUAAUUUAAAAUUUAUAAAAUGAAAGUUAAAUAAUUAUAAAAAGGAUAAAGUGCCACCGUAUAAUAUUUUUAUCAUUUAAGAACAUAAGUACUUAGAAAUUUUUUUAAUUGUAUGCAAAUUUUGAAAUUUUCUUUGGUAUUUAUAUUAAAUUUUAUAUUAUGUUUUCUUCUUUAUUUGUUAUAUUAAAGUUUUCAGUAAUGCUUAAGAGUAAUUGGAGUUUCCUUGAAAUUCCUUGGGCGGUAUUGAAAUUAAAAAGUUUAAAAUAUUAAAAGAAUGAAUGUUGUACCUAAUGCAUUACAAUGCAUGUUUUCUUGAUAACAAAAACAAGCAAUACACAUGUUUUUUUUUAAAUGAAACAUUGAGCAAUAUGAAAUGUAAUAAAAAAAAGAGUGUGUUUGAAAUUCUGCCAUAAACUCUGCUUGUAAAUUUCUGUUUAUUAUGAAAUGCACAUUAAAAAGGUACCUUUGUUUAUAACAUAUCAAAGUAAUUCAUUUUAGUAAAACUUGUAUACUUUUAUUUAUUAAAAAUAAAAGUAUGCAUCUUUUAAAAGUAUUAUGUAAAUUCAUUUCAGUUACAAAUAACAUAAUUAACUCAUUUCUGUUGUAUUUCACAUAGCAUGAUUGUUUUCAACAUUUUGUGUUAUACUCAUUUCAAAGUUAAAUGCUUUUAAAAAUUAUAAAGUUGUUUUCAUGCACUUCAUGUCAAAUGUGAUAUAUUUAAUAAGUAUUUUGAACUAUGCCAAUUAUACAUUUAUUAAAUUUUUUUUUUUUUAGUUUUAUAUUUUAAAUAUUCCCUAUUUAUUGAGUGAGCUUGCAGAGUUUUCAAAUUUGUGAUAAUAUAUUUUCAUGCAUUUUGAAUGUGUGGCUCAUGUGUGAUAAACUCGCCUUUGAAAAUUUUGUAUGUUAUAAUGUUACAUGUAAUGUACUUAUUUAUAAAUGUGAAAGAUUCAUAUAUAUAUAUAAGUNUAUAUAUAUAUAUAUAAUUUCUAGAAAGCAAUAUAAAAUUCCUUCCAAUUUUCCCUUAAGAGAAAAAUGGUAAGUGUUACAUGUAAUAAAUGAGGGAAGGUGGUUUGGUUUUUUUUCAUUGUAGUAUUAUUUAAAACAUUUUUAGAAUAAAUAAAAUUAGUAUUAAUUGCAUUUUUCAAAUUUAAAAUCACUUUAAAGAAUUAUGCAUAACUGUUUAUUAUAAUACAGACAACAACAAAUGAUAUGUGAUGAUAAAAUUAUUUACAUUACAUUUCAUUAGAUUUUAUGGGAAGUACUUUUAAUAAUAAUUCGGUCAGGAAUUAUUUAAUGCUUAACUUCUGGUUAAAAAGAUUUAUUGCUAAAUUUUUUUCUUCUUUUUAUCGAAAUGGUUCAUGUUUUUAUGUUGCAGAAUAUUAUGUACAAAAAAAAUUGUUUUUCUUACUUGAAAAGCAUUCAUUUGUAAAUUUUUCUGUAAUUUAACUGUUGAGUGAAUUUUUAGUACAAAACAGCUGUUUUACUACAAAAGAUAAAUUUUCUUAGUGACUGAGAUGCCUUUUAUUCAUUGGUGGGAGAUUGCUUUUGGUGCUUUUCAUUAAAUUGUUAAAUUCAGUUAUGAUUGUUUACGUAAAAAACAUGUGACACUGGCAUUGAUACAUUGUCAUAUUAUAAUUCAGAUAGUAAGAUAAUAAGAUUAAGUUAUUAUGCAAAGAAUAAUAAAUGACUCAUUGGAAGUAAGUUUUUAAAAGACAAAUUUAAGGAACAAAAUGAGGUGCAGUUUGCAAACAUUAAAUGGUAAAGGCUUUGUUACUACCCAAACUUGACUUCAGAUUAGUUAGAAAAAUUAUGUUUCUGUAAAUUGCAUUAAAAUUUAUUUUCGAAAAUUACUGAGUAUUAUUUUUGCGAGAUAAUCCUAUAGUAUGAAUUUUCAUUUUAUUAAGCACUUAUUAUCAAAAGUUGUUAUUGUACUUUUGAGAUAGGGAAUAGAAGUAAUUUGUAGAACUUCAAAAAUAAGGGUUAAUAAUUGAAUAGUAUUUUAAAAGUAGCAAGCGUAUAAAAAAAAUUGUAUAGAGCAUGUUUUCAUUCCAGGAAUUAAAAAAUUAACUAAUUUUCACUCUUAAAAUAUUUAGCAUUUGUGCUAUGUAUGUGAAUUAUUCGUUGGCAAAUGGGCAAUUUUUUUUCUCUUUCUAAUCUGUUAUAUUUUACUGUUUGAAGUUUAACUUUGGAAUAUUUAUGUAAGUUUCUAUGGUACUUAAUUAGUAUUCAUGCAACUAAAGCUAAAACAGGUUUGCUGUUUUAUUGUUUAAGUUUAUAUAAAAUAUGGAAUAAAAAACGUGAAUAAUAUAAAGUUUUAGUUUUCAUAAUUUAAAAAUCAUAAAAUUAUCGCUUAAGUAAAUAUUGUUUAAAACUAAUAAAAAUAUUGCAUAAAGUGUGUUUUUUCAUACAAAUUUCUAGGUCACUUUGUAUUAUGCCAACCUUAAUUCUUUGAUUUCCGAUAUGCAAUUUCAUCUUCAUAUUUAAUAAUCAUUUUUGCUCAAUUUUUAAUUAAUUUUCAUUAUAAUUAUUUUUUAUUUAUUGUUAUAUUGUUUAAAAAUUUCUUAUUUUCAAUUUGACAAAUAUAAUACAUAACAUUUUAUGGUUUAUUAAAAUAUAUUUUUACUACUAACUAGUAUAGAUUCUUUUUAUUCAGCAAGAUUUUAUUUUUUGAUAUUUAUAAUCUCAUUUUCUUUUAACUAUUUUUGAAAAUUAUAAUACAUAUACAAGUAAUUAUUUAAUAUUUCUCGUACAUAACAUUAAUAUUUAAUUUAUUUCUGUUAUUGUUUAUUCCUAUUUAUUCUGCAUAAUUGCUAAAUGUUAUCUAUAGGUGGUGUUUAUUUACCAAUCUGAUAUGUAUUAUUUUUCCAUGAUGUAAAUGUAAAGAUUGUUGAUUUGUAAUAAACAUUUUUACACCAUA